Haliotis rubra (blacklip abalone) is the source of this 1903-nucleotide messenger RNA. RefSeq names its product high affinity choline transporter 1-like. Gene Ontology annotation, molecular function: choline:sodium symporter activity. Gene Ontology annotation, biological process: choline transport; transmembrane transport; acetylcholine biosynthetic process. The record is from RefSeq and is a predicted model, not a curated record. NCBI's taxonomy places the organism in Eukaryota, Metazoa, Mollusca, Gastropoda, Lepetellida, Haliotidae. Gene Ontology annotation, cellular component: plasma membrane.
AUGGCCGACAUGCUGUGGCCUGGGUUGACCUUUGCCCUUGCUAUGAUAUUCGGCACCAUUCCCUGGCAAUCGUACUUCCAGCGUGUGUUGUCAGUCCGGAGUGUAAAACAGGCCCUGGUGCUCUCUGUUCUGGCCGGGAUGGGAGCUCUGAUCCUAGCUGUUCCCCCAUUCCUUAUCGGUGCUCUCAGCACAGCUGCCGAUUGGUCCAACUCAAGUCUGACCGGUGGCCUUGACCCUGUCAGUGCCAACAUGAGCAGCAUGAUCCUGCCCCUUGUUCUCAAAGAGUUCACGCCAGAUGCUGUGUCCAUCAUAGGUCUUGGGGCAAUCUCAGCAGCAGUCAUGUCUUCCAUGGACAGCUCCAUCCUGGGGUCCAGCUCCAUGUUCACCCACAACGUCUACAGAACGGCGAUCAGGACACACGCAUCAGAACAAGAGUUGAUGUGGAUACAAAGAACAUCAAUCUUGAUGAUCGGAAUAAUAGCAACCGUACUGUCCAUAUUCGUUAGGACAGUGUGGGGACUGUUUGUCUUGGCCGCGGACAAUGUGUUCGUCAUCGUGUUACCUCAGCCAUGCGCACUCUUCCUUCGAGCAACGAACGGAUAUGGCGGAAUUGUGGGAUUUGCUCUUGGCACUGUUUUGAGGAUCGGUUCUGGUGAAAGCUUUUUGGAUCUCCCUCCAUUUAUUUUCUACCCAUUUUAUGACCAUGAUGUGCCAGAACAACUGUUUCCAUUCAGGACAUUCGCCUUUGUUGUAUCGUUACUUGGUUUGAUAAUAGUUUCUUACGUGAUGAAGUUCUUGUUCGAAAGGGAAAUUCUUCAUCCGAAGUAUGAUUUUUCUCGGAGCUCUGAAAUCAGGAUCUGCGGACAUAACCUUAAAAUACACAGACAAAAAUAAUGGCGUUGAGCUUGACAAUGUACAUACGGCUGAGAAGUCACCCAGUUAAGCCAGUACAACUGCAGGUUUGUCGUGAGCUAACUGGUGACAGCACAUUAGUACUGGCAGAGAUUCAUGCAUUGGCGUUCAAUGAACAUGUUGGUGUUACGAGCUCACCUGGAUUUCCACUUCGCAUAGAUAAUUUAGGCCCCAUCUACGAAGAUGAUUUUCGCUUUGCACUCAUAGUCAUUUGGAUUAUCGAUAACUAUUUACAACAUGCGUUUAUAUAUUCAUUUAUCUGCAACCUAGGUACUGUGUAACACAAAUACUGGAGUCGAGCGUAACAAUGCUCCUAUGGCUCAGACGUCCCCACAGUAACAUGAGUAAUUACCAGUAAUAGCAGAAGUUCAUGCUGUUAAAUGAAAACGUUUAAUAACUCAAAAAUGAGGUAUAAGAAGAAUUGUCUUUCGACUAGUCUAAAAUAGAUUCUAAAGAAACUUACGUCAAAUGGAAAAAAGAUGUAGAACAUAACGUUGAAAUGUAAGGGAUUCUUUAAAUUGUAUAUGUCAGUAUACUGGGGAUAUGUCUGAUAUACUACUCAAAGUCACUCUAUGGCAGAUCCUUUCAAUUAAUUUCCUCUUUGAAUUUACAUCUGAUGAGUUAUUUUAUUUGUUUGUUUGUUUGUUGUUUAACGCCGCACUCUGCUAUAUUCAAGCUAUAUGUAAAUAAUGGAAACUGAAUAUGACAACCAGUGAUCAACAGCAUGAGCAUCGAUUUACGCAACUGGGUUACGAUGAUGCGUGUCAAACAAGUCUGCAAACCUGACCACCCGAUCCAGUUAGUCGUCUCUUACAACGAGCAUAAAGACCCGGAGCAUCACUGGUAUUGAUAUAUUCGUUGUAGUUACAUGCAUUUAGCUCCGUAUGGACGUAUUUCGGAUAAUGUUUUUGUUAUUUGUACACGCUUAGUUAUAAUGAUGCUGUUGAUAUACUCGUCUACUUAAUUCAUCAUUAAAAUACAUCUCCCAUGA